CAAUGGACAAUCCAAAUAAUGAAGAUUACUCUGACUUCUUUAAAGGUAAUGAAAUUUAAAAAUUAGAAUAGUUGUUCUAGUAGGCGAUGCUGGAGUUGGUAAAACACAUUUAAUGACCAGGUAAUUCAUUUAUACAACCACAGAUAUGUGAAAGGUUGCCUACCGAAAAAUGCUGUACCCACCAUUGGGAUUGAGUUUGCAGGAAAGACAGUCACUUUAUAAAAUGGCAAAAAGGUUAAAGCAUAAAUUUGGGAUACUGCUGGACAAGAAAGGUACAGAGGAAUCACAAGCACGUAUUAGAAUAUAAUUAAUUCAGUCAUUUUAGAAAAGCAGGAGGAGCUUUAGUAGUUUAUGAUGUAACAAAGGAGAAGACUUUUGAAAGUGUUGUUAAGUGGAUGGAGGAUUUACGAUAUUAGGCCGAACCAGAUGUGGUUAUAAUGUUGGUUGGUAAUAAAAUAGAUUUAGUUGAAAAUAAUGGAAGUGCAAGGUUGUCAUGUUUUGUUAUACAUAGAAAAGUUUAAAAAGAAGACGCAAAAAAUUUAGCAUAACAGCAUAAAGUUUUAUUUGAGGAAUCAAGUGCUGUCACAGGUUAGAAUGUAGGAUAGUGCUUUGAUAGAUUGCUUUAAGGUUCUAAUUGUCUUAUCAUUAGAAAUGUAUAAAAUAAAAUCACUAACACCUGGACAAGAUAAUCAAAAUCAAGGGAUUUCAUUAAACAAUUAAAAUUAGACCUAAAAUCCUGACAACUGCAAAUGUUGAA
This is a messenger RNA of Paramecium pentaurelia, 757 nucleotides long. NCBI's taxonomy places the organism in Eukaryota, Ciliophora, Oligohymenophorea, Peniculida, Parameciidae. The record is from the annotation of a GenBank genome assembly.